CCCGAGAUUGCACAGAGCUCCUUGCUGCCGGCUUCAAGGAUAGUGGAGUGUACACACUCAACCCAGCAAACAAAACCAGUUUUGAAGUGUACUGUGACAUGACGACGGAUGGUGGUGGAUGGACCGUCUUUCACAAACGCUUUGAUGGGUUCGUUGGAUUCUACAGGGACUGGGACGAGUACAAGAACGGGUUUGGUGACGUCAGAGGGGAGUUUUGGCUUGGAAACGAAAAGAUUUAUCAACUGACCGAGAUCCCGAGUCAGUUGCGAGUGGAAAUCAACACCACAUCGGCUGGAAAUAGAUACGCAAAAUAUAGUAAUUUUACGGUGACAAAUGAGGCAACCAACUAUACCUUGUUUGUCGGAUUCUAUUCUGGUAACGCUUACGAUAACCUUUUUUAUCAUAACGGUAUGGCUUUCUCCACCCAGGAUAGGGACAAUGACAAGGACAGUGGGAACUGUGCUAAGUCUCACAGAGGAGCAUGGUGGUUUAAGUCCUGUUUUUCUUCCAGCCUGAACAGUAACUUCGGAGAUAGCAGCUAUACUUGGUACUGGAAUCCACUUAUUGGUAGCCAGAUGAAACUCAAACCAAAAUCCCCUUGA
Molecule: messenger RNA, 602 nt
Organism: Pocillopora verrucosa
Lineage: Eukaryota; Metazoa; Cnidaria; Anthozoa; Scleractinia; Pocilloporidae
Source: RefSeq, a predicted model, not a curated record